AAACGACAACAAGUCUAUGUAAUAGGAGCGCAAUGUAUCUCUCGACGAACGUAAUUCGAGUAGUCAGUUGUCACGCUCUUGUGAUCUUUGCGGUGAUGACGGUCUCGACUCCCCAGGCCAUGACACUCUCGUCGACCAACCACAGGCAGCGUCGGCGCUGCUGUAAUUUCCUCGGGACACUGUUACGCAUCCCGAGCAACGCCUGCAGCCUCUUCCUCUUGUUGAUGAGGUGCACGAUGGCGAUGCUGACAGCGUCAAUUAGACUGGUCGUGCCACCCUGGAAGAAAAGCCUAUUCGGCGAGACCGUACUAAUUACAGGUGCCGGUCAUGGAAUUGGACGAGAAUUGGCGAUACAAUUGUCGGCUCUUGGCUGCAUUGUCGUCUGCUGGGAUACGGACAUCGAGGCAAAUCGAGCAACUAUGAGUAUCAUCUCCAAAAAUGGUGGCGAGGUCCACGGCUUCGUAGUGGAUGUGUCGAAACGACUGGAGGUACGGGAGGUAGUACGUUUGAUGAGGAAGGCCGACAUACCGGAUGUGAAUAUUUUGAUCAAUAAUACCGGAGUUCUGCUUCGUGGGCCGUUCCUCGACUAUAAGGAUGAAGACGUGCAAAAAAUCUUCGAAAUUAACGUUCUGUCGCAAUUUUGGACAAUACAGGCGUUUCUACCAUCGAUGUUACGAAACAAAAAGGGUCACAUCGUUUCCAUAAACAAUAUGUGCGAGUUUAAUGGGUUAACAAACAACGUUGCCUACUGUUCAUCUAAGUUCGCAGUGAGAGGAUUAAUGGAAAGCUUAUGCGAGGAAUUAAGAUUAACAACGGAAAAUUCGAAAAUAAAUUUCACAACAGUUUAUCCAUUGUACUUGGAUACAGAUUUUCAUUAUAAUCCUAAAUUUAGAUUUCCUUACUUAUCCGGCGUUGCUUCUCCAACAUACACAGCCAAAAAAAUAAUACGCGCUAUACAAAGAAAUUAUGAAGAGUAUUCAAUUCCUGGAUGCCUCGUUUAUUUAAGUGCGAUAAAUAGACUUUUGCCAAGGAAAGCUAUGCGAUUAAUAAUAGAUUUCUUAACUAAUUUUGAAAAAGAUACAACUAUUGCCGCCGACUGA
This is a messenger RNA of Ceratosolen solmsi marchali, 1100 nucleotides long. It is a transcript of the gene firl, whose product is annotated as firelighter. The record is from RefSeq and is a predicted model, not a curated record. Gene Ontology annotation, cellular component: lipid droplet. The coding region runs from base 33 to 1100 and encodes 355 amino acids. The transcript has 7 exons. Gene Ontology annotation, molecular function: oxidoreductase activity, acting on the CH-OH group of donors, NAD or NADP as acceptor. Lineage: Eukaryota; Metazoa; Arthropoda; Insecta; Hymenoptera; Agaonidae.